AUGACGAAAAUCGACAACACCAUCAGCUCCGGGUUCAACCUCGGAAACGAGCUCGACUACAUGCUAGACCGAAGCUACACCGCGGCAUCCCGACUAAACUACCAGUUCUACCUCUGGAAAGACACCCUCCAAUUCAACCUCCAUCCGUCCAUCCAACUGCGAAAGGAUGAUUCUACUCCUCUCUGCAUUGCUGACCUAGCCACGGGCACAGCCAUCUGGCUCCUGGACCUCCUCCGGAAUCCUGCAGUAACCCAGUACACAUCCAUCCAGCUGGAUGGCUUCGACAUCGACCUGACAAACGCCCCUCACCCCGAAUGGCUCCCGCCGCCCAUCACACUCCGCCAGCUGAACAUCUUUGAUAGCGUCCCCAGCGACCUCCGCGGCAAAUACGACGUAGUCCACCUCCGCCUGCUAGUCCUCGUCGUGCAGAACAGCGACCCCCUCCCAAUCAUCGACAAGGUGCACCAGAUGCUCAAGCCCGGCGGCUACAUCCAGUGGGACGACCUGAACUACCCAGACAGCAAGGUGGUGAAAAGCAAGGCCAUGAGUGACGUGGCCACCCCGGCGCACAAUGCCUUUCUUCGAUUCGCACAGUCGAAUGGGCGCAAUGACUGGGUCCUCGAUCUCCCUCAUCAUCUGAUGUCGCGCCAUGGUGGGUUUGAGAAUGCGCAAUUAGCCAGCUACACGGACCGGCCGGAGUUGUGGAAGGCGAAUGGGGACCAGUACAUUCUGGUCAUGGAGGAGUUUUCAGCUCGGCUUAAACGUGCGGGGCAAUUUGAGGAUGCAGUAACGCAGAAGCAGCUGAAGAUGUCGAUCGACACAUCUGUUUGGUACAAAAAAGACAUUGGGCCCCGGCUCAGCCCAUCCAUGCGUCAGAUCCUAGAAGAAUGGAGCAACAUUCCCAGUGAGGAGCUGGAGCAUCAUCUUCAUGCAGUGCGCGACAAAGCAUGGAAGUACGGCGAAUAUCCCUGCAUCGGCCUAUGGAUGUUUCUCCUACCGGGCAUCGCCGCAUUCCCCCAAUUCCCGCGAGUGGUUGAGCUGGCGCGCCAGGGAGGGGCCGUGCUAGACCUCGGGUGCGGCCUCGGCCAGAAUCUUCGACUCCUGGCGGCUUCUGGGGUUCCUUCCGAUAGAAUGUGGGCGCUCGAUCUGAGUCCGGAAUUGUGGCAUUUGGGGUACGAGCUCUUUCGGGAUCGCGAUCGAUUGUCGGCAACGUUUAUUCCGGGCAACUUUCUACAUGAAGAUGACUGUCUUGGUCUGCAGGAGCUGUACGGGAAGGUGGAAAUCAUGAUUUCUGGGCAGUUCCUUCAUCUCUUCUCCUGGGAGGGACAAAAACAGGCAGGCAAGCGCAUCGUGGCCCUGUCCAAGCUUGGGACCGUCUUGAUCGGAUAUCAGCAGUUACGGCACCGAGCCCGGGAGUAUCUUCGUCCAUGGGGGAUGAUGUUCUACCAUAGCCUCGAGAGUUUCCAGCAGAUGUGGCAGGAGAUUUCCCACGAGACUAGCACCGAGUGGAAGGUGGAAGCGACGGUGGUCGAGUUGAAGGAAUGGGGAAUGGAAGGGGAGGACAGUGAGUGGAUGCCAGCAGAUCACCAGGGGCUCAACUUCUUUCUCACUCGAGUGCGUUAG
Aspergillus thermomutatus is the source of this 1623-nucleotide messenger RNA. RefSeq lists its product as uncharacterized. The transcript has 3 exons. The record is from RefSeq and is a predicted model, not a curated record. The coding region runs from base 1 to 1623 and encodes 540 amino acids. NCBI's taxonomy places the organism in Eukaryota, Fungi, Ascomycota, Eurotiomycetes, Eurotiales, Aspergillaceae.